This is a messenger RNA of Falco peregrinus (peregrine falcon), 4877 nucleotides long. It is a transcript of the gene ARHGEF26, whose product is annotated as Rho guanine nucleotide exchange factor 26. Gene Ontology annotation, biological process: activation of GTPase activity. The record is from RefSeq and is a predicted model, not a curated record. Gene Ontology annotation, molecular function: protein binding; guanyl-nucleotide exchange factor activity. The transcript is spliced from 14 exons. The coding region runs from base 248 to 2749 and encodes 833 amino acids. Lineage: Eukaryota; Metazoa; Chordata; Aves; Falconiformes; Falconidae.
CCGCCGCAGCCGGGCCGCAGGUGGGGCGGGGAGGCGGCCGUGUCCCCCCGCCCCCGGCGGGCGCUGCCGUGAGGUGAGGGCCGGGCCGCUGCCGAGAGCGGGAACGGGCUCGGGCCCCGCGCUCCCCGCGGCCGGGCGGCCCAGGGCGGGCUCCUGGCAGGGGGGAGCAGCCUCUCCCCGAGGGCAUUCGCGUCCCUUCUGGCUGGCGGCGGGCAGGGGGAGCUGGCGGCGCCCCGCGGAGCGGGCGAUGGAUGGGGCGGGCGAGGCGGAUCUCUGCGGCGACGAGGCGGCGCCGCGCUGGAGGAGGAGGGCGACCCCCCGGCCGCAGCCCCGCGCCUGGAGCAAAGCCCGGCUGCAGUCGUACCAGAGCCCCAGCGGGGUGCUCUACACCGACUUCCCCGUAGGGGACAGGUGCAGCUGCUUCACCGUGACUCAGCCGGCCGGUACCGUCAGCACCUGCCCGGGCGGCGGAGCGCCGCGGAGGGGCCCCGCCAUGGGCUCCGUGUCCAACGGGAAGGUGCGGCCUCCAGCCCGCGAAGCGGUCUCCCCUGAGCCGCCCGCUCCGGCCUCUGACGCUCCGGUCGGCGUUAGCGCCAACGGCGCCGUCACCUCGCCGGGCAGCCCGCCGGGCCAUCAUCCCCUGAGGGUCCCCGGGCAGCCGGCACUGUCCCCGCAGCGGGAGCAGACCGCUCUCGCGGGCAGCCCGCAGCUCUCGCCCGCUGGCAGCGCAACCUCGCAGUGCAACCGGCUCCCCCGAGCGCCGGGCCGGCCGCCGCCGGGAUCCCCCGCGACCUCCCCGCCGCCCGGCGCGGCCGCCGCGGGCCCGCCCGCCGUCCUGAGCACCGACAGUCCGGCCGCCCGCAGGGUGGGCACGCAGCAGAUCAUCCCCAGGAGCCUGGCCUCCGAGAUAAAGGUGACGAGCAAGCACAGCGGCCAGAGCGCGGAGGCAAGCAGGAGGGUGCUGAAGGUGCGCAGCAUGGUGGAGAGCCUCAGCGCGCCGUUGGCGGCCGAUGCGGAGGAAGAAGCCGAGGGAGACCUGGACAGCCCGGGGACCCUGAGGCGCGGCCUGCGCUCGACGUCCUACCGCAGAGCCGUGGUGAGCGGCGUGGACUUCGACGGCUCUUCCAAUUUUAAGAAAAAAAACCGAAUGUCCCAGCCCAUACUUAAAGCGGUUGUUGAGGAUAAAGAGAAAUUUUCAAGCCUGGGCAGGAUGAAGAAGAAAAUGCUGAAAGGACAAGGGACAUUUGAUGGGGAAGAAAAUGCUGUAUUAUAUCAGAACUAUAAAGAAAAAGCUCUGGACAUAGAUUCCGAUGAAGAGUCUGAGCCCCGAGAGCAGAAGUUGGAUGAAAAGAUUGUUUUUCACUGUAAGCCCCUGAGAUCAACAUGGAGUCAGCUGUCUGUUGUGAAGAAGAAUGGAUUAUCUGAAGUGAUCAGCCAGGAAGAAAGAAAAAGACAGGAGGCAAUAUUUGAAGUGAUAUCUUCUGAGCAUUCUUAUUUGCUGAGCUUGGAGAUUCUCAUCCGGAUGUUUAAAAAUUCCAGGGAACUGAGCCUUACGAUGACCAAAACAGAGAGCCAUCACCUUUUCUCCAAUAUCACGGAUGUUUAUGAAGCAAGCAAAAAGUUCUUUAAAGAACUUGAAGCAAGACAUCAAAACAACAUCUUUAUUGAUGAUAUCAGUGAUAUAGUUGAAAAGCAUACCUCCUCAACGUUUGAUCCAUAUGUAAAAUACUGCACCAAUGAAGUCUAUCAGCAGCGAACGCUUCAGAAAUUACUAGCCACAAAUCCAGCAUUUAAAGAGGUGUUAUCACGGAUCGAGUCCCAUGAAGAUUGCCGGAAUUUACCAAUGAUCUCUUUCCUCAUUCUUCCCAUGCAGAGAGUUACUCGUCUCCCCUUACUGAUGGAUACUAUUUGUCAGAAAACUCCUAAGGAUUCAUCAAAAUACGAGAACUGCAAGCAAGCUCUGAAAGAAGUGAGCAAGCUGGUGCGUUUAUGCAACGAAGGUGCUCGGAAAAUGGAAAGGACGGAAAUGAUGUACACGAUCAACUCCCAACUGGAAUUUAAAAUCAAGCCAUUUCCACUGGUUUCCUCUUCACGAUGGUUAGUGAAAAGGGGUGAGUUAACAGCAUAUGUAGAAGACACCGGAAUUUUUUCUAAAAGGACUUCUAAACAGCAGUUGUACUUCUUCCUCUUUAAUGACGUCCUCAUUAUCACCAAGAAGAAAAGCGAAGAGAGUUACAAUGUCACAGAUUACUCUCUAAGGGACCGGCUGGUGGUCCAACAGUGCGACAGUGAGGACCUGACUUCUUCCCCUGUAAAGAACACCUCGACUGUGCUCUACUCACGGCAGAGUUCUGCAACUCACCUCUUCAGACUAGCCGUCCUCAGUAACCACGCAGGAGAGAGGGUGGAGAUGCUCCUGGGAGCAGAGACCCAGAGUGACAGAGCUCGCUGGAUUACAGUGCUUGGACAGGACAGAGACAGGCAGAAAACUGACAGGACAACUUUAACUCAGGUGGAGAUCAUCAGAACUUACACAGCAAAGCAGUCAGAUGAACUGUCUCUUCAAGUUGCCGACGUUGUUCUAGUUUAUCAAAAAGUAAACGAUGGUUGGUACGAAGGGGAACGACUGCGGGAUGGUGAGAGAGGCUGGUUUCCCGUGGAGUGCGCUAAAGAAAUCACAUGCCGCACCACAAUUGACAAGAACAUGGAACGGAUGGGCCGCUUACUUGGACUUGAAACCAACGUGUAGUCUGUUUUGCUUCUUUAUACUAUACCACAGGAUUUGCACUAAUUGUGCUGCUGUACCCCAUGGACAGCACGCUACAGCUCUCACACAGAAGGUGUGAGUCACCAAUGCAAAAAAUCUACUUAUUAAGAGCACUGAUGGUUCAGAUACUCAUCCCUUCUUGUUAUGCAUUUUGAGCGGUGUACUGAAACCUGGCUUGACCAGUAACAGAUUUCAACUAGAAGUAGUUUCUUAGGCACUAGAGAUCAGCCAUACAUCUUCCUGACUCAAAUAUCAGUUUCACCAUAUUUAGUCCCUCCAUCUGGUUUUGAGCAUUUUGGCUUUCUUUCAGAAGCAGAGCUCUUGUGCAGGAGACUAAAAACACCAGGAACUCCCCCCCCACCCAUAGAGCUAGAGGAGGACAGCAGUACUGAGGGUUUCCUGGUCCUCAAACUGCAGCAUUACAUUCCUCUGUAAGAAGCAAGCAGAUCCCUAAUCAGCCUUAGCAAACCUGACACAAGCUCCAGGGAGGAAUUCAGAGAGAAGUACCUCCCCAUACUUGUUCAGACAGCUCAGACAUUUUCUCCUUCUAGUGUUGCAGUGGUGAAAAGCUUUCUGAAAGCAAGAGGUAGGAACUCUGGACAAUAGAUGAUGUUGAUGAUCUCCUCCUCAGAUCCAUUUUAACAGAGGUGUUUUAAAGGAGUAGAACUGGAAACGCGUCCAUUUUGUUUCUGUUUUCCUUGUGUAUUAAUAUGAAGAUUUAGUUCAAGUUAACGCUUUUAAAGCAAGGGUUUUGAUGAGGACUAGAGAAAACAUGAAAUACUUUGUUAUGGGGUGGGGUGGGUGUUUUGGUAGGGAUUUUUUGUUUUGUUUCUUAGUCUUUCUGUACUUCCAUUCUGUGGAGGGAGAAGAACUAACUGAACUUCAGUUUACCUACAUCUUUAGUAUUUGCUAGCAUCACGUCGAACCUGCAGGCAAAAAUAAGGGAGAAUGAAGAGGUGUAGAGUUUUCUUAAGGUGCCAGGUCUUCUCAUGCUAUUAUAUGUAUGAAGAGUAGGACCACCACUGAGGAAAGACAUGGAAGGAGAAGGCUUAGCACUACGAUUUAACUUGGUAUUUUGUUACCUUUGCCUUCCCUGAUUGGCAGUGCCACUUGACGUCAUGAGGUGCUUCAGGCAAGAGCUGGGAGCCAAAAUACUACUCCAACCUUGCUCUCAGAGGAGCUCACAUUGGUGCUGCUUCACACAUACUCUUCUCUGCUUUAGAGAAGACUGCUCACAAUUGCACUACACAACACCUGCUAAAAUUUUUUGCAUCUGCAGUUUAGCUUUGGAGUUUCACAGAAGAGACAUCACUUGAUGUUGUGUGAACAAAAUGCACUCUAAGUAAAUUUCAGUGCAUCUUUUCUGUAUAUAAGCAUGACAGUUUGUACUAUUAAAAAUCUUCACCUUUUUAAGGACCAGCUGGUAACUCAACAGCAUAGAAUACACAUUCAACAAAACCAUGGGGAGAACAUGUAGUACAAAGGCUUUCUUAUUGUUGUAUUCCCCAUGUUUUUCAAGGGGUUGUAAGUUGUUUUAUAUACUGUAAUAUGUUGGUUCAAUUUGUGAAUGAAUUGUAUGUUUAUAGAAAUAUAUCUCUGUAACAAUUUUUAAAAUACAUUAGGAGGGCAAUAAUUUUGUACAAAAAUACUUACCUUGACAGUCUGACAGUGGUUAUACAGCCUUGUGAAUUAAUUUAUAAGUGGACUGAUAAAUAGUAGUGAGAAACUGUAAAUUGAACAAAGACUUAUUUAAUAAAGCAAAAAUACUGCUAAUAUUGUAACAAAUAUUAUUGUACACAGGCAGAUGUUUAACACAACUGGAUGUAUAAAUCCAGACAUUAAUUUUAUUCGGAUUUUUUAAUACCAUUGUAUGUAUUUUUCAUACCUACUUUUUCCAAAAAUAAUGUAAUGGUUUAUUUAAAGGCAUAUUUUUCCUGUUGCUGGACACAGUUCUUCAGGAAUUAGACAUCCAUGAUUUUACAGGACAACAAUCAAUAAAAUGUUUUUAAGUCCUUACUAAAAAAAGCUUCAGGUUUUUUUCAAGAAACACCAUUAUACUGCAAGUUGUUAACAUUCUUGUCAAAAGACAUUAAAUCUGUUCUGUAACCUG